AUGAGCACACAAACCACAACUGCGAAAAAUCUUUCUUUUGUCCUUGAAGGGGUCAGCCAGGUCAAGUUUGAAGAUCGACCCAUUCCAGAACUCAAGGAUCCUCAUGAUGUUUUAAUUAACGUGCGGUAUACUGGCAUUUGCGGUAGUGACGUUCAUUAUUGGGGGCAUGGCUCAAUUGGCGAUUUCGUCUUGAAGGACCCUAUGGUUCUUGGCCACGAAUCCUCUGGUGUCAUCAGCAAGGUUGGCUCUGAAGUCACAACGCUGAAAGUGGGUGACCGUGUUGCCAUGGAACCGGGUAUCCCAUGCCGCAGAUGUGACCCUUGCAAGGCUGGAAAAUACAACCUCUGUGUUGACAUGGCCUUUGCAGCUACCCCACCGAACGACGGCACGUUGGCUAAAUACUACGUGUUGCCAGAAGAUUUUUGUUAUAAGAUUCCCGAUGGUAUCUCAUUACAAGAGGCUGCAGUGGUUGAACCGCUUGCUGUCGCUGUGCACAUUGUUAAGCAGGCAGCCGUCAGUCCCGGGCAGUCCGUCGUGGUUUUUGGGGCUGGACCUGUGGGACUUCUGUGUUGUGCAGUUGCUAGAGCUUUCGGGGCUUCUACAGCUAUCGCCGUCGAUAUACAAGCCACAAGGCUAGACUUUGCCAAGGAAUAUGCUGCGACGGCUGUCUUCCGACCAGCCAAAACAUCACAUUCGGAGAAUGCGACCCGCCUAAAGGAGGAGAACGGCCUUGAUUUGGGUGCUGAUGUUGCAAUCGACGCCUCUGGUGCCGAGCCUGCGGUGCAUACGGGUAUCCACGUCCUCCGCGCUGGCGGUACCUAUGUACAAGGUGGAAUGGGCCGAAGUGAAACCUGUCUGCCCGUCAUGGUGGCUUGUACCAAAGAGGCGACUAUCAAAGGCAGCUUUCGCUAUGGCAGCGGAGACUAUAGACUUGCGGUUGAUCUUGUCGCCUCCGGUAGAGUCAAUGUGAAGCAACUAAUUACCGGGACAGUCACAUUCGAGAAUGCCGAACAAGCAUUCAAAGAAGUCCACGCUGGUAAGGGCAUCAAAACUCUUAUUGCGGGUGUCGAAGAAUAA
Aspergillus ruber CBS 135680 is the source of this 1077-nucleotide messenger RNA. Its product is annotated as NAD(P)-dependent alcohol dehydrogenase. The transcript has 3 exons. Bases 1 to 1077 code for a protein of 358 amino acids. Lineage: Eukaryota; Fungi; Ascomycota; Eurotiomycetes; Eurotiales; Aspergillaceae. Gene Ontology annotation, molecular function: L-iditol 2-dehydrogenase (NAD+) activity; zinc ion binding. The record is from RefSeq and is a predicted model, not a curated record. Gene Ontology annotation, biological process: D-sorbitol catabolic process.